UCCUGUUGUCUCUGGGAGUUGACGCUCCGCAGCUCCGCCGUAUCAACACCGCACUAACGUGGCAAUGAUCUGAGUUCUUCUCCUCGGUGGGUUUUUUUCCUCAGAGCUCCGCCGUUCUUCACAAUUUACCUACCCGAGUUCUCAUUUACUGACCGAGCCGCGGGGACGGAAUGCAGUUUUCUCCGAGCAGCGGAGACUUUACCUUCGUCUCCUCCACUGGGGCUGAAGAGCUGAGUGGAACGAUCGAUGCCCCGGACAUUAAGCUAAACAUGGGCGGCGAUCAGAGCCGGGACGCCUACGCCGCUAACUUCCUGCGGCAGAGAGGUUAUGGGUGGCUGCUGGAGGUGGAGGAGGAUGAAGCAGAGGAGACCAAACCUUUACUGGAGGAGCUGGACAUUGACCUAAAGGACAUCUACUAUAAGAUCCGGUGUGUGUUGAUGCCCAUGCCGUCCCUGGGCUUUAACAGACAGGUGGUCAAAGAUAACCCAGACUUCUGGGGCCCGCUGGCUGUCGUGCUGCUCUUCUCCAUGAUCUCCAUCUACGGACAGUUCCGUGUCGUGUCCUGGAUCAUCACCAUUUGGAUCUUUGGAUCAUUGACGAUCUUCCUGCUGGCUAGAGUGCUCGGAGGAGAGGUUUCUUAUGGUCAGGUUCUGGGUGUGAUCGGGUACUCGCUGCUCCCGCUCAUCGUCAUCGCGCCCUUACUGCUGUUCACUGGAGCGUUUGAAAUCGUCUCUACACUCGUUAAGCUGUGCGGUGUGUUCUGGGCGGCGUACAGCGCCGCAUCGUUGCUCGUCAGCGAUGAGUUCAAGACAAAGAAACCACUUCUCAUUUACCCCAUCUUCCUGUUGUACAUCUACUUCCUGUCGCUGUACACCGGCGUCUGAUUGGGCGACGAGUCCCUCAUCAGCACCUUGCUCGGACACUGACUCAUUCGGACACCACAGGACGGCCAAGAGUCACAUGAUGCAGACGAUCGAGCAUAGAUUUUCAUUAUUGUUUUUUUUCAUCCUUUUCGGUGUACACAAUAACUGUAUGUAAUGUACCAGAUCCACUUUAGCUAAUAUCAAGCACUCAGACAGGCCUGGGCUACGCUCGUUACGCCGCUUGCUACUAUGGAGCACAGACGUCUGUCAGUUAUCCCUGUCCUUAAUUACAAACAGGCAGAAUCCUUAAUUUCUGUGCUGUAUUUGGGUUUCUGGAAGUUUUUCUGUACAGUAAAGAGGUUAAGUUUAAUUUACAGUUAAAAUUUGACUUUGCUGAUUUAUUUUUUUUUUUUGUAUGAAAAGGAGAAGUGUUUGCUUUUUAGAAGCAGUUUUAUAAAGCUGGGGUUCAUUUUAAUCGGACUAUAAACAUAGCCAAAAGAAGUGAUUUGUAAAAUAACUCUAUAAACAUCGACUUUCUAUUUAACAGUUUACAAAAAUACAGGUGGCAGGAUUUUUGUUGAAAUAAUUCACGACAUUGUGAUGUUCAUGUACAGCUCAUUAUUAUUAUUAUUAAGAUUAAAACACAUUUAUGUCUGA
Messenger RNA from Clarias gariepinus (North African catfish), 1520 nucleotides. It is a transcript of the gene yipf4, whose product is annotated as Yip1 domain family, member 4. The transcript has 6 exons. Gene Ontology annotation, cellular component: membrane; trans-Golgi network. Bases 171 to 884 code for a protein of 237 amino acids. Gene Ontology annotation, biological process: endoplasmic reticulum to Golgi vesicle-mediated transport; vesicle fusion with Golgi apparatus. Lineage: Eukaryota; Metazoa; Chordata; Actinopteri; Siluriformes; Clariidae. The record is from RefSeq and is a predicted model, not a curated record.